This is a messenger RNA of Rhipicephalus sanguineus (brown dog tick), 1643 nucleotides long. RefSeq lists its product as uncharacterized. Gene Ontology annotation, molecular function: zinc ion binding; aspartic-type endopeptidase activity; nucleic acid binding. Lineage: Eukaryota; Metazoa; Arthropoda; Arachnida; Ixodida; Ixodidae. The transcript is spliced from 2 exons. Bases 102 to 1643 code for a protein of 513 amino acids. Gene Ontology annotation, biological process: proteolysis. The record is from RefSeq and is a predicted model, not a curated record.
UCAUAUGUGUUUCUGCCAUGAGCUGCAAUAAACGGCUUUCGCAUAUCGGCGUCUUCAUUGCAACAUUGGCGACGAGGAUGGGAUGAAGCGGCACUGAAGCUAUGGCCACCACUUACGGCAAGCUGCCGGAGUUCUGCCCGGACUCGGGAAACAUCGACGUCUACCUAGAAAGGUUCGAACUAUUUGCGAAAGCAAAUGGAAUAGACGACGGAAAGAAGCUUGAAGUCUUCCUGACCAUAAUAGGAGAGAAGGCCUACGUGACACUGCGUAGCUUACUGCUGCCGAAAACGCCCACCGAAGUAAAGUACGAAGACGCCAAGAAGGUGCUGCAACAGCACUACGCCCUGAAGCGGUCUGUGGUCACCGAGCGAUACCACUUCUACCGGCGGAACCAGGAGUCAAAUGAAACCAUCGCACAGUUUCUUGUGGAAUUGAAGAGGCUCGCAGCUACAUGUUCUUUCGGAAAUUUCCUCCAAGAAGCGCUACGGGACCGCCUAAUUGCCGGACUACGGAGCGACACCAUCCGAUGCCGUCUUCUCGCCUUGCCCGACGACGAGGUCACCUGGGAACGGGUGUGCAAGGUAUCCACCGCCAUGGAGGCUGCACAGAAGGACACCCAGGACAUGCUGUGCGACAGCGCCGGGGCCAGCAACGCUCAACUGUACUGGCAAGGAAGCCAAGGGAAGCCUAACGCAACAAGCAAGGUACUGGAAAAAAACUAUACGCAAAAAACUGCAGUAGAGUGUCAUAGGUGCGGUGGUCAGCACGCUCCUACAAGGUGUCCAUUUUUAAAAAGUGCUUGUUUUAAGUGUUCUAAACGUGGUCAUGUCGCAAAAAUGUGCAAAACGCGAGUUGUUCAUGCUGUAGAAGUACCGGCAACAGAGCAGGAUUUGCAGGAUUUGCUGACUAUAUGUCAAACAAACAGAGCAGGCAGUCCGCCUCCCAUAGUAGUAAAAGUAAUCAUAAACGGUCACGAAGUACCGAUGGAAUUGGACACGGGGGCUGCCGUUACAAUCAUGUCUGAGAAAGACUUUGCAGAGAACUUCCCUGACCUAUCGUACAACUGUGAGGACGUAAAACUCGGAGUGUACAACGGCACCGCAAUCAAUGUAAGGGGCGUUGCCCAAGUCGAUGUGAAGUGCGGGAAGCAAAGCCACCGCCUACCACUUGUCAUUGCCAAGUAUGAAGAAGGGGUGCGCAUGCCGGUGCUCCUCGGUCGUGACUGGCUCGCAAAGAUAAAAGUGAACUUGCCUGAUGCCUUGCAGAAACUGCAUGAGGUCGCGCCGCCUGCUGCGCGAAUCCUCUCUCCUUGCACGCUGCAACGACGGCUCAGCUCGCGAUCCCCACCACCACCGCCGUCGCGGCAACAGCCCGCUGGCAGCACUCGGGCCAGUCUGCGGGCACUGUCCAAGCGACGCGGGUCGGUCGACGAUCCCGGCGGGCGAUCAGUGAUUCUUUUCUCCUCCGGCGUCGUCGGCUCGCGAAAGGUCUGGCGCCCCGUGCUUGGUGCUGCCCCGGGUGCCACCAGUUCACCCUCACACCCCUCUCUCCCUCCUCCGGCCGAGAGGAGGCAGGCGAUGGCGCUGCUGCCGGCCCCACGCCACCGCCGCUGCCGUCGCAGCAGCCGGCGCCGAUGCUUCUGA